AAUUUGGAAGGAAUUGCAUUUAUUUAUUGGAAACAAAAUCAGAAGAGGUUCGCCGGUGAACAACCCAAAGCAUUUAUUGGAGAUCAUAAAUGAGAAGACAAUUGAGUUUUAGUGCUUCCUUUCAAUUAACAUAAUUCAUUGUCCAAUUAUUAUUUUAAUUUUAUUUUUACAUUUAGAGAUAUAUUCUGAAAUAGAUCCAAAAAUAGAGCUUCUUGCUAAUGGUGCAAAAGACUGUAUUGAAGAUUGAUGUUUCUUGUGAAAAAUGCAAGAAGAAGAUCCUCAAAGCUGUUUCGGGUCUGCCAGGUAUAGAGAAAAUUGAAAUUGAUGGAGCAAAAGGGACUUUGAGCGUAACGGGGAACGCUGACCCAUACGAGGUCAUUGUAAGAUCAAGGAAAGCUGGGAAAUUUGCGGAAGUGAUCAGUAUUGGGCCUCCACCAGCUCCUCCAAAACCAGAUGGACCGAAGAAGCCCGAACAGAAAGGGCCCAAGCCCCAACCCGAACCCCAGCCCAUGGCCCAUAUGUAUGGGCCUCCCCUUCCCUUAAUCUGUCCUUGCUGUCAGAGAUAUCCACAUGUCGUUCACGUGACACGCAGGGAAGAACCCACCCCACAAUGCUCAAUUUUGUAAGUGCGCAAUUUUGAUACGGACCAAUCAAUGUUAUAAGUUCGAAUAUUGAUAGGGGCGGAUU
Molecule: messenger RNA, 687 nt
Organism: Solanum pennellii
Lineage: Eukaryota; Viridiplantae; Streptophyta; Magnoliopsida; Solanales; Solanaceae
Product: heavy metal-associated isoprenylated plant protein 43-like
Exons: 2
Coding region: 219-626 (135 amino acids)
Molecular function (GO): metal ion binding
Source: RefSeq, a predicted model, not a curated record